Molecule: messenger RNA, 1129 nt
Organism: Mesitornis unicolor (brown roatelo)
Lineage: Eukaryota; Metazoa; Chordata; Aves; Mesitornithiformes; Mesitornithidae
Gene: LGALS8
Product: lectin, galactoside-binding, soluble, 8
Exons: 8
Coding region: 97-987 (296 amino acids)
Molecular function (GO): carbohydrate binding
Source: RefSeq, a predicted model, not a curated record
UGAAGGGAUCCCUCAUUUGAUGCUCCCUGACCAGCAAGUCCUUUAAAUACAUUCUGGCAGUGGUCACACUGACAAACUUCACCCAAAGGAGGGAAGAUGAUGUCCUUGGAUGGGCCGCAGAAGACAAUCAGUAACCCGAUCAUUCCAUAUGUUGGGACAAUACUUGGUGGCCUUGUUCCUGGAGAGCUGAUUGUGAUACAUGGGACUGUUCCUGAUGAUGCAGACAGAUUCCAGGUGGAUUUACAGUGUGGCAGCAGCAUCAAGCCUCGAGCCAAUGUGGCAUUUCAUUUCAACCCCCGCUUCAAAAGGUCUGGCUGCAUUGUUUGCAACACACUGGAGAGUGAAAAAUGGGGCUGGGAGGAGAUCACUUACGAGAUGCCCUUUCAGAAAGGGAAGUCAUUCGAGAUUGUCAUAAUGAUUUUAAAGGAUAAAUUCCAGGUGACUGUGAACAAGAAGCACUUGCUGCUCUACAAACACAGAAUUAGCCUUGAAAGAAUAGAUACUCUUGGAAUAUAUGGCAAAGUGCAGAUCAAAACUAUAGAUUUUGUUUCUAAUGGGAAGAUGCCAGAUGGUUCACAAUUUGGAGUUCCUUACAUUGGGAAACUUGAUGCUGCACUUCGUCCAGGAUGCACGGUGGCCAUUAAAGGAGAAGUGGUUCAAAACCCAAAGAGCUUCGCCAUAAAUCUGAAAUCAAGUGACUCAAAGGACAUUGCAUUACAUCUGAAUCCCCGAGUGAAAAAUAAAGUUUUUGUAAGAAACUCAUACCUUCAUGACAGCUGGGGAGAAGAAGAAAGGGAAGUUGCUGAUUUCCCAUUCAGACCAGGGAUGUACUUUGAGCUGAUCAUUUUCUGUGAUGCCCACCAGUUCAAAGUUGCUGUUAAUGGUGUUCACACUCUGGAGUACAAGCAUCGUUUUAAACAACUUGAAAAGAUCAAUGUAGUGGAAGUCAUGGGAGAUGUUCAGUUGUUAGAUGUGAGGAGCUGGUAGUUCUUUUCAAUCAGUACUCAGAGACUUUAAUUAAUAAAAUUCUCUCUCAUUAAUGACAGUGCCUCCUUGUCCAGUACAAACAGGUGCUGCCUUGUGCUGAGCCUGCCUUUAUCUACCCAGGCUUCUGUGUCUGCCUCUGAGU